This is a messenger RNA of Haliotis rufescens (red abalone), 2392 nucleotides long. Its product is annotated as probable thiopurine S-methyltransferase. Lineage: Eukaryota; Metazoa; Mollusca; Gastropoda; Lepetellida; Haliotidae. Gene Ontology annotation, molecular function: thiopurine S-methyltransferase activity. The record is from RefSeq and is a predicted model, not a curated record. Bases 124 to 924 code for a protein of 266 amino acids. The transcript has 9 exons.
UUCGUUUUUGAUACGGCCCCCUUGACAUCGGGUAGGAAGGCGUCACUCCGCUUGCCGGCAGUCAGUGGGACCCGCAGCCGAUCACACCGAACUUAUCGUCAGGGGAACUAUUAGGUUGGAACAAUGUCGAAAAAGGAACGGGUCCAACCUGGCCAUUGGCACGUGUCUGAAACUCCGGAGGGAAGGCUUGAAGACUGGUUAACGGCAUGGGACAAGGGCCAGUGGGACUUCACCUACAUGGAGCCCGGCCCGAAUCUUGCGAAAUACUUUGAGAAAGUUACCGAGGGACGGAAAGGUCUGAAAAUCCUUGUCCCCCUCUGUGCCACGACCUAUGACCUCAUCUGGUUAUGUGAGCAAGGUCACUCCGUGGUUGGCGCUGAUCUGGCCGAGAGCGCCGCACAGCGGAUCUUCAAACAGUACAGGCAGGAACCAAUCAUUGAAGACGUCCCCAGUAUCGCCGGGAAACUUUACAAGAAUGAUUCUGGUACCUUCAAAUAUUACGUUGGAAAUUUCUUACGCUUCAGCGAGGAUUUGGAAGGAACGUUCGACUUCAUCUGGGACUCGAAGGCUAUGUGCGCUGUUGACGUUCGAGACAGACCCGACUACUUGAAAGUCAUCCGACGGGUGAUGGGACCAAAGUGUACCAUGAUGCUGGAGUUUCCUAAGAAAAUCUACCCAGGAGCACCCUAUCAUUUCACCGAGGAACAGUUAAACGAGUUUUACGGCGACAUCUGCGAUGUGGAAUACCAAGACGAAUCCGACUUCGACCCUACCAUAGCCUACCACGGGGAUGUGGACGACGAAGGACAACCACUGAAGGCGGAAGAGGGGAAGGAAGAGGCCACCCAGUCUAAGGAAGCGGAGUCCAAAAAGGAAAACACUGUGAUUGUUCUACAAAAUUAUUUUUUGAAGAAGAGGGAGUAAUGUAUGUCUUCUCCUGACUGUGGCCUGUAAGCAACUCCCACAGAGCUCACGAGCCAGGGUGCAGUCAAUUCUGUAGACAUGGGGAUACUGAGUCUGACUUCGUACUUAGAGCACAUUAGAAGCAGAUGAAUAUAUUUGAUAUGCUUAUAUCUCAGUGGAUAAGGCUGUGGUCAACUGGUAGUCUUUGUUUCAAUGAAGUCUUUGUGUAGGGGAAGUCCGAGUAACUCUCCAUUCGUUAAAAAUAAUGGAGCAGAUGCCCCCCUACUUUUACACAUUGACAAAAUAUUCUCUUGUGAAAAAUAUUUGAAAAAUAAACCAGAACUCUUUGUAGACUGUAUUUAUACUGUGUGAGUCGCCCUUGCCUGAUGCCAUUCGUGACCAACUCGUGUUAUUCCGGGACAAGCCGAAUAGUGACUCGUGCCCCUCUCGUGGCCAUUUUUGCAACCGGGUUCCGUCUUUGCGCAAACGGGCAUACCUAAAACAAUUGUCAACUCGUUGUGUAAUGGUUCACACAUAUUUCCCCGUAUUAUAUAUAUAUAUUAGAUACAAUUUAAAGCAGAUCUGGACAUGGUGACUUAUACAGUAUGUUUGAACACAUUUAACUGUGUCUUGGGUAUAUUUUUAGAUGCAAGACACAUGUUAAUUCAAAUAUUAUUUCUGAGGGAUUCUUUGACGAAGAACUUGAAAUCAUACGCGCAUUCUGAUUGGUUUGUCGUAUUUUCGCACAUAACAUUCAUCGAUAGGGGGACGAGUCUUCUUGCAGGUUACGGAAAGGGGCGAGAGGUGACGAAUGGCCUGAUGCACGAGGAAUACGUUCUUUGCCGCUGUUGCACCAUACCUUUGUGUGCCGCCGUAGCUGACGUUGACAACUACACGUUCUCAAAUCAAACAAUGCGGGUUCCAACCCCGCUAGAGACAAUAUUUUCGAGAAAAAAAAAUAUGAAAUUAUUCACUUGUCAAUAAAUGUAAAACUUAAUUCCGUCUAUUCCAAGUGGAAAUUAUUUCAAAUGUUGGUUCAAGAUAUUAUAUAAUUCAAUUCCUGAAAAAUAAUGGAGCGUUCAAAAAUUAGAAUGACAUCACGUGUGUGUUUUAAGGUCAAUUGAAGUCACCCCACCCGGCUGUGUUUGUCUGUAUCGUAAUCUAUUACGGUAUAUAUCAAUCUAACCUUUAGUGAAUAACCUGAUAAGUAGCACACAAUGUCACAGUUUCAUAUACGGUACUCAGUGCUUAGUUUAUACGCAGAUUGACCAUGGGCAACAGAUUAUCGAGAUGGGAUCAUACCUGUUCGUUGUGACUAAUUCUUGUCUUAACAGCUUGUAACUGUAUGUACGCAGUCGUAGUAUCGCUUUUCUGGCUAGAUGUAUACAGAACAGAACAUAUAAAAUCAAAAUAUUUUAUUUUAGAAACAAUUAUCAAGUUGUUGUACAAAACAUGUACAUGUAUAGUUAAAUAUAACAUUACACAUGAA